AUGAAGUUCUUCCUUGUCACCUUGGCCUUCCUGGCCGGAAAGCUUGCUGCUGCCCCGGUCCCCGCAGUGGAUGGUGUGUCUAUUCACGAGGCUCGCUCAGCAGAUGCCGGCAUGAUUGCAGCACGGGGCGACGACGCUGAUGACGCCUACCACACCAUCACUCCUCACAAGCGUGGUGAUGAUGCGGACGACGCUUACCACACAAUCACUCCUCACAAGCGUGGCGAUGAUGCGGACGACGCUUACCACACAAUCACUCCCCACAAGCGUGGUGAUGAUGCGGAUGACGCUUACCACACAAUCACUCCUCACAAGCGUGGCGAUGAUGCGGACGACGCUUACCACACAAUCACUCCCCACAAGCGUGGUGAUGAUGCGGAUGACGCCUACCACACCAUCACUCCCCACAAGCGUGGUGAUGAUGCGGAUGACGCCUACCACACCAUCACUCCCCACAAGCGUGGUGAUGAUGCGGACGACGCUUACCACACAAUAACUCCCCACAAGCGCGGCGAUGAUGCUGAUGACGCCUACCACACCAUCACCCCUCACGACCACUGA
Molecule: messenger RNA, 561 nt
Organism: Aspergillus aculeatus ATCC 16872
Lineage: Eukaryota; Fungi; Ascomycota; Eurotiomycetes; Eurotiales; Aspergillaceae
Exons: 2
Coding region: 1-561 (186 amino acids)
Source: RefSeq, a predicted model, not a curated record